AUGGCCACGCCCUCUACGGCCGACUUCUCGGAGUCUUUCGCCCAUCUUACGCUGGAUAAUACAGACAAGCUAAGCUCCACUGACGAGAUCUCCGUCCAUUCAUUACAGGAUCUUCAGGCAUUUCUUGAUUUGGCUCGAAAACACGAUAACGAAACCAAUGAGAAUGAACAUGGGCAAGAAUUCCAGAGUGCCGCCAUUUCGUCACAUCUGACGCCACUUAUUCGAAACAACAAUAAGUUUCAACGAAGAGACUUUCUUACGGGCUCCAUGGGCGAUUCCAUGGGGGUUUCAACUGGCACGACUACAGGAAACUCUAUUAGUGACAACAGAUACAAAGAAGAUGGAAUCGCAAACACUGCGAACAAAACAGAUGCAGCUGCUCUUUUCAAAACAUUGCAACCUUUCAUCGACGAGCACUUGGCUCGUUUAAGGGGAAGACCUUUCAAUUCAGCCAAUUACUCACAUCACCGGCUCGAUCUGGAUGGUGAUCUGAAAGUAGAUGAUACAUUCGAUAAGCUCCGUCGCCCUAGCAUUGAGAGUAACAGACCAUCAUCUCCAUUAACCACCCCGCCUCAAUCUUCCGAGUCUCGAUUCACGGACAGCAAGGGCACCUUUGUAGACGAGGACUUGUGCAGACCCAUUACCAAUGAAGAGGGCUACAAGAACGAUAGAGCCCAGACACACAAGCACUGGAACAGUCAAAUGGGAAAUAAGGGUAUGCAAGCAGAAGGGAAUGAAUCUUUAGAUUGGCUUUCUAAUGCGGAAGCGGAUGUUGACUCAAAUGCUGAUGUACCACAGUUAGAGCUACCCGAUUUGACUACACAUGAAAUAGAUCUUGGAGCAAAAAAACUGCUGGUGGCAGAAAAUACCAUUGCCCAGCUUCGCUUGGAGCUUGAACAGUACAAACAACAGAAUUCCGAGAUGAUCAACGAGUUACAAUUCUUACGAAGACAAGUAGAGGACCAACAUGGCCAUUCUGGCCCCACCAACAAAUACCAGAGUCAGAAUAUCGACCAGGAUAAUGAAAUUCCCCAAAACGACCAGGAUAUUCAAAAUCAACAAAUUAAUCAAAACCAAUCCACACCUAAUCACCCGAACAAUCUGCUGGACACAUCGAAGCCCAUUCGUUCCGGUUCAGAACAAUUACAUGAAGAGAAUUCUACCCAAACAGAAAGAACAGAACGGGCCUUGGAUGCAAGCAGCAUCCCUGAAGAAUUCCGUCCCUAUUACCACAGACUUCAAUUGGACAAGGUGGAAACAUUGACAUCAGAGGAAAAGAGCAAUCUAAUCAAACGCAUCAUGCUCUCUCUUCUUGUGUCGGACUAUGAUCACCUUUCCAGUGUUAUGCCUCAAGUGGGCAGCUACCUACGGUUGACCAGCAAAUUUCUUGACAAUCUCCACCUGAAACUUUACUACAACAAUGAGAUUGGCCCUCUGAGAUACCUUCAGGACUACAACUUGCAUACCGACGAUGGACUCGAGGAAUGCUUGGAUGGGAUGUUUAAUAUGUUAAUGUAA
This is a messenger RNA of Sungouiella intermedia, 1518 nucleotides long. The record is from the annotation of a GenBank genome assembly. NCBI's taxonomy places the organism in Eukaryota, Fungi, Ascomycota, Pichiomycetes, Serinales, Metschnikowiaceae.